AUGUCUUUAGGAAUUGAUUUCGAGCGAUAUUAAUUUGAUCGUCGAUUAAAAGACUUAUAAGAUAAAAUUUUGAGUUUAAAUUAUAGGGCUCCUUAAGAAUAAGUACCUCAGAUGGUACCAGUAAACGAACCUUAAUAUUUAAACAAUCAAUAUUACCCAAAACCAAUAUAUUACUCUCCUUAACUUUUGUAUGAAUUUUCAAAAAAAUCAAAUGCUUAUAUACCUUACUUUUAAUAUUAAAUUGAUAAUAAAUCCUUAAAAAAGGAAAAAGAAGAAAAAAAAAGAGUAAAAGAGCUAGAAAGAAAAUAUGAACUUUAGAAAGUCGAAGAAAAAUUGGCUUAAAAAUAAGAAUUAUUGAUGGCAAAUUUAAAGAAAGACAUAUUAGAUUAUAUAGAUCCUUAUAUAUAUGGUAAUUAUAGAAGCUAUCAAAAUUAUGUUCCAUAAUAGCAAUAUUAAUAAACUACCCAAAAUCUUUAGACUCAAAGCCAAGUUCCACUUUAUUUAUAAUAUACUAAUCCUAAUAAUUUAUUUCAAGAUGGUAAUUUGAGCAAUUCUCAAUCAUAUAGAACAAGUUUUACAUAAGCUGGCUAUAACUCAUUGAAUUGA
Messenger RNA from Paramecium sonneborni, 606 nucleotides. The record is from the annotation of a GenBank genome assembly. Lineage: Eukaryota; Ciliophora; Oligohymenophorea; Peniculida; Parameciidae.